AUGGACAACGCAUACUACAACUUGACCCCAGAGGAUCUUCAAUCCUUCCACGACAAUGGAUACCUACUAAUCCGGGCCUUUUUCACAGAACUCGAAGCCAAGACUCUCCAGCAAUGGGCCCAAGAAGUCCACGACUUGCCUCGAACCCCCGGUGUCCCCUGGAUGCCCUAUGAAGAGGUCAAUGGCAAUGGCGAUCGGGUCUUGUGCCGCACGGAGAACUUUGUCAACUCCCAUUCCGGCUUUGAAAGCUUCUUGCGCGGAGACCGGGCCACCAGCAUUUUACAACAGCUGGCCGGAGAAGAGAUGCUGUUGUUCAAAGAAAAGAUCAAUUACAAACUAGCCGGAAGUGGCGGCUUUGAUCCACAUAUCGACGCCAAUGCUUACACCCAUGUCAAGAACAUCAAACACUUGACCAUCUUAGCCGCAGUGGACGAGAUGACCUCCGAAAAUGGCGGUCUGGAUGUAGUCAAAGGAAGCCAUCGCAUGCAAAUUCCCUUGGGAAACGAUCGAUGCAUUGAGCCCGAAUGGGUGAAAACUCAUCCAUGGACAUCAUGCGAUUUACAACCCGGUGAUAUUCUCGUCUUUGGGUCCUAUCUGGCCCAUCGCAGUGGUGCUAAUACCAGCAGCAAAGAUCGCCGUGCCAUCUACGCGACCUACAACUGCGCAACUGAAGGCAAUCUCCACGAUCAGUAUUAUGCCGACCGACAAAAACUUUGGCCUGCUACACAUAUGCGACAGGAUGGGGUUUCGUAUGAGGAAGGUCGGGCUCGUUAUGCUUAUGGAUCUCCUAUGUUAACUGUGGAUCCUACUGGCACUGCCAUCUCAACAGCUUAA
Molecule: messenger RNA, 834 nt
Organism: Penicillium angulare
Lineage: Eukaryota; Fungi; Ascomycota; Eurotiomycetes; Eurotiales; Aspergillaceae
Product: phytanoyl-CoA dioxygenase family protein
Exons: 3
Coding region: 1-834 (277 amino acids)
Source: RefSeq, a predicted model, not a curated record